Molecule: messenger RNA, 1743 nt
Organism: Funneliformis caledonium
Lineage: Eukaryota; Fungi; Glomeromycota; Glomeromycetes; Glomerales; Glomeraceae
Source: the annotation of a GenBank genome assembly
AUGACUACUACCGCUAUUAUUCCACAAGAAGUUAAAACUUCUCUUGAAGAGCAAAAUUACCCUUUUAAACCAAAUUGUGGUUCACGUGUGCCUAUAUAUGCCAACCUGAGUGACUCGGCUCAACAAUUGGAGCAAAAUCUUGUUUGGGAACCUCUUGGAGCCGAAAAAUCUUUUGAUUUAAACCAAUAUAUCAAUUUUGCAAAUUUUUCAAAAAAGUACUCUUCUUACGAACCCUCCUCCUACUUCACCGUUUCCUCAAGAAGACAAUACACCAAUCCUCUUGCUUGUGUUAAUUCACCUUAUUAUGAUCAUCUCGUUAACGGUGGAGGUUCGUUUAAUGGUGGCAAUGGUACAACGUUGAAUGGUUGCACAACUGAUAUCGACAAUGAAAAUUUGGUUCCGCAACAACAAGGUCAACUUUACAAUAUCAUGAACAAGCUUCCUCCUUCCUCUUCGGCUUGGUCUUCCUUUGAAGAUUUAAACACUCCAACAACCGCAACCACGAAUUCCACCGCUACCUCACGUUGUUCUACGCCGGCAAAUUCUGGUUUUUCUUUCAAUGAGCAAAUAAAAUUGGAGCCUUUCGUUGCGCAACAACACAAGGAUGUUCUUAAUCCCACUCCGCUCAAGUCUCGACCCUCUUUUCAAGAUUUAACCUCUCUUAAAAAACGUACUUCGGUGUCCGACUUGUCUCCGAGUCAUCGUGGAAAUGGUGUCCAAGCUUUUGAUAAUAAUAAGAGUUGUAGCAACAAUGGUGCCGUCAACGCCAACAAUAAUCAGCAACACGCCAAGGUUCGACGUAGCAGUAACACUACAAUCAUGUCUAACGCUACCGUGAUGUCUGACACGACUUCUGAACAAUCGGAUAAGUCUACCGCCAUUGAAUCUGAGAAAGAACAAAAGAAGGCAACCUUAUAUAAAACUGAAAUGUGUCGAAAUUGGGAAGAACGAGGUUCUUGUCGGUAUGGUGCAAAGUGUCAAUUCGCACAUUCGGCCAAUGAAUUACGCAUAGUUCAACAUCAUCCAAAAUACAAGACCGAGAUCUGCAAGACCUUUUGGCAGAAUGGAACUUGCCCUUACGGCAAGCGAUGUUGCUUCAUCCAUAAUGACAAAGAACGUCUCCUCCUUUGCAAGAGACACAGUGCCGAUAAUUUAAAGAAUUCAAAUAAAAAGGACAAGUCCAAGGGAUUAAGUAAAUUCGGAAGUGAUUCGGCUCUUUACGGUUCUUACCAAAGCGAUUCGUCAAAUUCUUCAAAUGGUGCACCAAUACCAUCUACACCUUCAAUGAGUCCGAUUGACUCUACACCAUCAUCUUCCUCAAAUGAUGAUUCACUUCGAGCCUUUGCGGAUGCUUAUUUUUCACCCAGUCACAACAUAACCAUGUCACCUGAAACCAUUGUUUCAAACAACACUUCACCACCAACCAUUCGUGACGAUGACAUCACGGCUUCAUCCAAUUCAAGCCCCAACAAUACACCGACAAAGAAGCGAAGCACAAACUUUCCAUGUAAUGGUGUUCUCGGAUUCAAUACUCAACUCGGUGAAGACGAUGAAUCCUCUGCUUUCGUUGAUGACCCAUUGAUGUCGAGUGGAUUUUUGAACGAAGCCAUGGAUGACGGUGCAAAAUCCCUCAUGAGUUAUGGUGCUUUUCCAAAUGAUCUGUUGUUACCAAGAGUUGAUAGGAAUACUCGUUCACAAGAGCGUCGAAGAGCAUCAAAAACUUCGUGUAAAUUGGAAGUAUGA